Messenger RNA from Pyricularia grisea, 867 nucleotides. RefSeq lists its product as uncharacterized. The record is from RefSeq and is a predicted model, not a curated record. Gene Ontology annotation, cellular component: membrane; microtubule; cytoplasm. Gene Ontology annotation, molecular function: microtubule binding; GTP binding; GTPase activity. The transcript has a single exon. The coding region runs from base 1 to 867 and encodes 288 amino acids. NCBI's taxonomy places the organism in Eukaryota, Fungi, Ascomycota, Sordariomycetes, Magnaporthales, Pyriculariaceae.
AUGCGUAGCGAAGAGCCUAGCGCAUCGUCUUCUGUUGUGCGUGGCCUGAACUCGUCCAGGUCGACGGAGCGCAUCAACCAGAUCGAUCAAGUACGAGCCUAUGGGAUUGGAGAUGUUGUUUCUCUACCCCAGCUGGUGGUCUGUGGCGACCAGUCGGCCGGCAAGAGCUCGGUCUUGGAGAGCGUCACUAACAUCCCGUUCCCAAGGAAGAGUGGACUUUGUACGAGGUUCCCUACUGAAAUUAUCCUUCGACACAACUCCACGGCUACGCGUAUUAUGGCCACUAUUCACCCACACGCCUCCAGACCAGAGGAAAAGAGAGAUGCCCUUCUACAAUACCGCCGCGUGCUAGCAGACAUAUCGGAACUCCCUGAUGUUAUUGAGCAGGUGUCCGCAUUGAUGGAGAUCCGUGGGUAUGCGGACCAUAGUCUCGGGAACGCGUUUGCGUCUGAUGUCUUGCGGAUUGAAUUUGUGGGCCAGACAAACCUCAAUCUGACCAUCGUCGAUCUACCUGGACUCAUCUCUGUGGCAAACGAAGAGCAAACCGAAGAAGAUAUCCAGCUGGUCAAAGACAUGGUCAAAGGCUAUGUUCAAAGUUCUCGCACGAUUGUGCUAGCAGUGGUGCAAGCCAGCAACGACAUCGCCAACCAGGUCAUCAUCCAGCUUGCGCGACAGUACGACCCGGAAGGUCAGAGGACGGUGGGGAUUAUCACCAAGGCGGACUUGGUUAAUGAGGGCAGCGAGGCCAUUGGCCAAGUCGCGUCAAGCUCUCCUCUGUGGUGCGCAGGACCUUCCGAACACGAAAGCGGACCUGAAACAAGUAGCUUUCGUCCGCAGAAAUAUUACGCCCUUGCUGAAAGCUCAUAG